UCGCCGUCGACUCCUGUCACUCCGUUUCCGAUCGGAACUGGAAGUCCCUACAGUGUGGGGACGCAGCUUCCCCGGUGCAGGCACUGUCCCUUCCUUGGGACAGCCCCACUGGGACAGACCUGGGGGGGGGGUCCCCGUGUAAGUCUCCCAAGCCUAAGGAAUGCAGAGAGUGACUUCUCCAUCCCGUCUCCAAGGCAACGAGGAGGACUCAGGUCCGGGUCCCGGCAUCCCUCCUCGCCUGCGGGACAGCAUGGGGAAGGUCUGCAGGCAAUGCCACAAGUCCUCUGAUAGUCGGGGUCCCCAUUGGCACCUCCCCCUAGUGAAUGAGUAAGACUCCAGACUCAGUCCAACUAUGAGUUCCCGUGUUCAUUUUAGAGUCUCCGAGUCGCCGAGAACCGCCCCUCCCUCCCUUACACUGGCUGUCCCCUGUCUUCCUGGGAAGAUCCCCAGCCCCCUCGGUUGCCUUCGGGGGUCCAGUUAGCAGUGGGUACCACAUUCUCAAGUAAUCCUCACACUGUACUACACCUUUAAUCUCGACAUCCUGGCGAAUCAUCUUACGGGGGGUUUGUGCUCCCCGACAGAGCCCACCCGACCUACCACCCGCUUUUUUCCUGUGUUGCUCCCCAGAUCCCUGAACUGAGUCCAAGGGAGGACUUUGAGGUGCCAGGGCUCUGUCCCUCCACCCGGUGAGUCCCCAUUAAACCUCCCUGAGGCGUGGCUCAGCAUCGCUGCCUUCCAGUGCUGCCCUGUCUCCCAGCACACUCGUCCCUCCUGAGUUCCUGCUGGACCUCAGCCUCCCUCAGGCGUCUUCCCACCCAUAAAGUCACAACUUGUACCCUUUUUUUCCUGGUUCUCUUGCUACAGGGCUCUUCCCUCUCCCACUUGGACCUUUUCGGAUAUUCUAGAGAUUCCAAUGAAAAAAAAUGUAUCCCUCCCCAACCCCCGUUUCAUUCACCCAAAAUGUACACUAUGUACAUAGUCAGAUUUUUGGGAUACUCUAGAUGGGAACAUGUGAACUGUGAAGGUCCUAGGCACAGUCUUACUGCUUGAAGCCCCCUUUGUAGCAUCCUGGAGCAUUCCGGGGAGGCCAAGCCUCUUUGCCCACCUCCUUCCUCAGUGGCAGGGGUGUGGUCCCUCUCUACUGGACCCUCUGGACCUCCAACCCCACCUCAGUUGAACUAAUGCAGGUCCAGGGGGACCCCAUCACAACCCCUCAGAGAACACUGAGUGUAAUGGAGACUCCUACAUCUGUCACAUGGGCUGGAGAUUCUGUCCUUUGCGGUCCACUGGGGCUUAUCGGAGGCAAUCAUGGCAUUUGUGGAUGACUGGACCAAUCAGAAGUCCCCCGUGGCAGGCUUGUAGGCUGCCUUCAUCCUUUGCCCCCAUACCAGGGGUCUCAGCUUUUCUAAGAGCCUGGUUUAGUGACUGCUGCCUCUCAUUGGGCCCCAAGUGGAAAGCUUUAGAUGCCAUGGGGCUGACACUGUUUACAAACCCAGCCCUGAUAGCCAGUGGCCGGGUGGGAAGUGCACUCUGGGCAAUGGAUGGAGACAUCUUGCUGUGUCCUGUCCUAGUGCCAUGCUGUCCCUAGCAGGCUGCUGGGGCAUAGCAGCUGCUGAGAAACCCGACCCAGACCAUAUGGCAACUACCUGGGUGCUGGGAUGUUUGCCAUCCGUCAUGGGUGACAGGACUCCUGGAUGUCCGCCGGAUCUACAAAGCCCCCUGGCUCUGGCACCCCUCUCCUCGGUCUUUAGGGUUUGGGCUUGUUCUAGUACAAACGUGCCAACUACAUGCUGUGUGGGCUGCGCAGCCCUGCAUGAGGUAAGAAGCCAAGGCUACUUUGAGGGUGCCCAACGGCCACAAACCCUGGAGUCCCUGGAGAGUUGGGGCUCCCCAGCAAGAAGUCUAAAGCCUGGUAGCCACUAGCCAAACUCCAUCCCAGCUCAUUGUACCAAGAGGCCUCACAUCAUGCUGUCGUAGUUGGCAAUUCAAGUCCCAGGUGCUUUGGGGGCCUUCUAGGACACUGCUCUUGCUCCCAAGGGCCAUGUGCCCCAAGUAAUCAGGUGGGUACCAAUGUGAUGGAUUCCUGGGACUAGGACCUCUAGGCUGGUCAGGUGUGCUUUCUGUGUCUUACAGGCUUCUUUGGGGCUCGUGGCCUGAAUCAGCUGCCUGUGUCCCCUCCAGCCACUUGGGCCAUCAACCAGUCUCAGGGAAGUCCCUUUCUAUCUCCAAUUUUCAUUGAAUUCAAUCCAGCAGCAGAACUUAACGCAGGAGGCCCAGAGCCUGUCUGGGCUGUCUCUCAGGGAGGCUUGGUCCUUGCACCUGGAGGGCCUGCUAUGCCCUCAUGUCAGCUGUUGUGAAUGCAGGCCCCACCCGAGGGACCCCGAUACAUCCGUCCCUGGGCCUAUCUAUCAUCUAAUACUGUCUCAUCAGCUUGGUCACUGACCUGUGCAGCUGCUUGGUUUCAGGCACCAGCUGUUCUCAUGUAGGCCCAUCCUGCUCCUGGACACCCUGGGUGAUGCCUGGGGAACUGGCAUGGUUGGGUGGAGACCAGGUACAGGGUCCAGGACACCUCACUGUAAGACCGGGUCAAGUCCACAGUGCCCUGGGGGCCUCGCCCCAAACUAGCAAAUCAUACCUAGUCUGGGUCAGCACACGUGGGAAGGGGUUAAAGAGGGCUCCUCAGGGUUCAGGCCUGACACCUCUACGCAGGAGUUCUGUCUUAGGAAGAUGGUGAGGACACAGCCAUGCCCCUGCCGUAGCCAGGGCAGGCAGUCCUUGUGUUUCAUGUACACCUCCCACCAGAAGAGGAGGCUGUAAGGGACAGGGAGGGGUUCUGGUGGCUGGCGCCCAGGCAGGUUAGAGGGCAACCGCUGAGAGCCGCUGUGGUCACCCUUCCACAGAACAUGGUGAUGAGCUUCCGAGUGUCAGACCUACAGAUGCUUCUGGGCUUUGUGGGCCGCAGCAAGAGUGGGUUGAAGCAUGAGCUGGUGACCAGGGCCUUGCAGCUGGUGCAGUUUGACUGCAGCCCCGAGCUCUUCAAGAAGAUCAAAGAGCUGUAUGAGACACGCUACGCCAAGAAGAACGUGGAUCCCAGCCCACAGGCGCCACGGCCCCUGGACCCCCUGGCUCUGCACUCCAUGCCCAGGACUCCCCUGUCAGGGCCCACCGUGGACUACCCCGUGUUGUACGGGAAGUACUUGAAUGGACUGGGACGCCUGCCCACCAAGGCCCUUAAGCCUGAAGUGCGCCUGGUGAAGCUGCCCUUCUUCAACAUGCUGGACGAGUUGCUGAAGCCCACCGAGCUAGUCCCACAGAGCGCAGAGAAGCUGCAGGAGAGCCCGUGCAUCUUCGCGCUGACGCCACGGCAGGUGGAGAUGAUCCGCAACUCCAGAGAGCUACAGCCUGGAGUGAAAGCCGUGCAGGUGGUACUGAGGAUCUGUUACUCUGACACCAGCUGUCCACAGGAAGAUCAGUACCCACCAAACAUCGCUGUCAAGGUUAACCAUAGCUACUGCUCAGUGCCGGGCUACUACCCCUCCAACAAGCCUGGUGUGGAACCCAAGCGGCCCUGUCGACCCAUCAACCUCACCCACCUCAUGUAUCUGUCCUCAGCCACCAACCGCAUCACUGUCACCUGGGGCAACUAUGGCAAGAGCUACUCCGUAGCCUUGUACCUGGUGCGGCAGCUGACCUCCUCAGACCUGCUGCAGAGGUUGAAGACGAUCGGUGUGAAGCAUCCAGAACUCUGCAAGGCACUGGUCAAGGAGAAGCUUCGCCUGGACCCCGACAGUGAGAUCGCCACUACUGGAGUGCGAGUGUCCCUCAUCUGCCCGCUGGUGAAGAUGCGGUUGUCAGUCCCCUGCCGUGCAGAGACCUGUGCACACCUGCAGUGCUUCGACGCGGUCUUCUACCUGCAGAUGAACGAGAAGAAACCCACGUGGAUGUGCCCUGUGUGUGACAAGCCUGCCGCCUACGACCAGCUGAUCAUAGACGGGCUGCUGUCGAAGAUCCUGAGUGAGUGUGAGGAUGCAGACGAGAUUGAGUUCCUGGCCGAAGGCUCCUGGCGCCCAAUCCGUGCGGAAAAGGAGCCGAGCUGCAGCCCACAAGGACCUAUCGUGGUACUUGGCACCUCGGACGCCAACGGGCUCCCGCAGGCCUCCAGCACCCCUGGCGUGGGGGGCAGCAUGAGCAACGCACUGGGCAGUGCGGGCAGCGGGGCAGGGGUGGCAGGCGGUCCAGAGAACGGGAAGCCUGGCGCCGAUGUGGUGGACCUCACACUGGACAGCUCGUCUUCCGAGGAGGACGAGGAGGACGAUGACGAGGAUGACGAGGAGGACGAGGAGGGCCCCCGGCCGAAGCGCCGCUGCCCAUUCCAAAAGGGUCUGGUGCCCGCCUGCUGACGCGCCGGCCUCCCCUGCCCACCCCUCCCUGGCUCCCGUAUCUCUGGACUCUCCUCUUGGGGGGAUUAAAAAAAAAAAAAAAACAAAACAGUAAAUGACAAAAAAUGAGAAAAGUACAAAAUGAGAAAAAACAAGAGCAAAUCAACACUUAACACAGGCCGGCAGCCCACGGGCCACCUCCCAGAGCAGGCCCCGCGGGGCACAGGAGGGAUCACGGACACUGGACAGGGGAUGGCCGCGCGUGGCUGUUCUGCUUUUCCUGCAUUGAGGCCGAGCCUGGAGCGCUGGCCUGGCCGUGAGCGUGUUUAGUUGAGAAGCCAUGGUGGGGCGGCGGGCCGGGGACAGCAGCCACAAUGUGCAAUAACGUGGUGUCGCGGACCCGCGUGGCGUGGGGGGGUGUCAUUUUCUAGCCAGCUACCUCGGUAACUCCAAUUCAUUCAGGUUCACUUCCCCACGGGGCAGCCCAGCCAUGGGCUCGGGCACCUCAGCUGCCUCCCUGCCCGCGGGAGGGUCGCUCUUCCACCGCCCGUCGCCCUCCCCACCCGACUCUGUCAGGAAGCAAUACCGGGUCUGGUCCAGAGCGGAUGGCCUGGCGGUGUCACCGCAUGAACUCGCCGGGAGGCCAGGGGCCCUGGCCAGCCGCGCGGCACUCUUUUCUAAUAUUUGUAUUCUAAUUUAAUUGUUUUUUAAAAAUGCAAAUAAAAUUUAAAAAAAAAAAGAACCAA
Molecule: messenger RNA, 5125 nt
Organism: Myodes glareolus (Bank vole)
Lineage: Eukaryota; Metazoa; Chordata; Mammalia; Rodentia; Cricetidae
Source: RefSeq, a predicted model, not a curated record